AUGAUUUCAAGCCGCAGUACCAACAACGACAAACUCCGAAAGGAUAGUUACAGCUGCUCCAAAAUCGCCAAUGGCAAUCUAAUGUCCCUUUUGGCACAUCCUCUCAUGUCAUCAUCCUUGGAUCACUUUCAAAGCUUUUCUUUUGAGAAUCCCUUUGACGACCCAAGCAUGGAGCCUUUGCCUCUGAGAUCGCAAAGCCAACUGCCACAAGUCGUUCAUUCGAGUUCUGGUUCCAACCAUCUACGAGACCUGAUGGGCAGUCUGGAUUCCAUCGCCACCAAUGUUGGAUCCAAAAGAGGCUCCGAAGAGGCCUUCUUCACCGAUGACCAAAUAUGUCUCAGCAAGAAGCGACAACGUACGAGCCCUGUGCAAGCUACUUCUGCUAAUGAAGAAGAAGUCAUGGCCCGAUUCAGACCUUACCAAGAGACGCAAUGGCGAUCCCAGUUCAAAAAGCUCGUUGAAUACAAGUUUGAACAUGGCCAUUGCUGUGUUCCUCAUUCGUAUCCAGAAGACCCCAUCCUAGCACGAUGGGUCAAGCGACAAAGGUACCAAUUCAAAAAGCUCAACGACAACGACCCAACAUCCACCAUGACAAGCCGUCGCAUCCAAGACCUCGAUUCCAUAGGCUUUGUGUGGCAUUCUCAUGCCUCAGCAUGGCAGGAAAAGGUUAACGAGCUAAUGGCCUUCAAACAAGCCAACGGUCAUUGCAACGUCCCGUCGCACUAUCCAAAGAAUGCAGCCUUGUCCACUUGGGUGAAGUGUCAACGUCGGCAAUGGAAGCGCUUCAUCAGAGGAAUCUCUCCUUCACCCAUGACGAUGGAUCGAAUCCAACUGUUGGAAUCCUUGGGUUUUGUGUUCGACAUCCUAAAAUCAAAACAGUCGAGCUAA
Cylindrotheca closterium is the source of this 888-nucleotide messenger RNA. Lineage: Eukaryota; Bacillariophyta; Bacillariophyceae; Bacillariales; Bacillariaceae. The record is from the annotation of a GenBank genome assembly.